AUGUUCAUGUCCAGCGUGUACAUCCUCACUCUGUUGCAAGUGUGCCUUGUCUUUGGAGAACUGGUAGCUUUGACAGAAAUCUCUCCGGAAAAUGCCACUGUUCAGCAACAGAUUGUGGAUUUGCACAAUGCCUUUAGGAGAGCAGUUGAACCUACAGCUAGCAACAUGCUGAUGAUGAGCUGGAGCGAGGAGGUGGCAGCCAGCGCUCAGAAGUGGGUGAGCCAGUGUGCCCUGCGCCACGGCCCACCCAGCAGCCGCAUGGUCUGGGACUAUCAAUGUGGAGAGAACCUGUUUCUGUCUGAUAGCAUAAUGGCUUGGAGUGAUGUCGUCGGGGCCUGGCACAGCGAAGUCAAAAAUUACCAGUAUCCCAGUGGAUCCAAAAAUGGCGGACAGAUCGGUCAUUAUACACAGGUUGUGUGGUAUGGAUCUUAUAAGGUGGGAUGUGGAGUUGCCGCCUGUGAGAACUCAAUAUACUUCUACGGAUGCCAGUAUUUUCGAGCAGGGAACUUCCGAGGGGUUCCGCCGUACACGGCUGGCCCUCCCUGCGGUGAAUGCCCGAACAACUGCGAGGACAAGCUGUGCACAAACCCAUGCCCCUAUACUGACAAAUAUAGGAACUGCCCCCAGAUGAUGCAAGAGGGAGGCUGUGGCAAUACCUUUGUGAAGGCCUGGUGCCCAGCAUUGUGUGAAUGCCAGAACAAAAUCAAACCGGUAGCAAGAAAGUGA
Messenger RNA from Scleropages formosus (Asian bonytongue), 726 nucleotides. RefSeq names its product cysteine-rich venom protein. Bases 1 to 726 code for a protein of 241 amino acids. Gene Ontology annotation, cellular component: extracellular region. The record is from RefSeq and is a predicted model, not a curated record. The transcript has 7 exons. NCBI's taxonomy places the organism in Eukaryota, Metazoa, Chordata, Actinopteri, Osteoglossiformes, Osteoglossidae.